AUGGUGUCCAAACAGCUUUCAUGGGCGUGGUAUAUUGCGCUGGUUGCAGCAGGGUGCGAGACGCUCGUCGGUUUUGACGGAUCCGUCUUCAAUGCCAUCCAGGCCAACUCGUACUGGUUGGCCUGGUUCAAUACCCCGAAAGGCAACUUGCUCGGGUUGGUCAACACGUCCACCGCCAUCAGUUCCAUCAUUAUUGGGUGGUUUCUCGCUAGUCCGGUGACCGACUAUUUGGGCCGCAGAUGGGGUAUCGGGAUCGGUUGUUUCUGUGCUGUUCUGGGGGCCGUUGUUCAAGGUGUCUCCCCGAAGCAUAACCUUGCCUGCUUCAUCGCCGGCCGAGUCAUCCUCGGAGUAGGAACCGGAUUUACCGCAAGCGCUGGCCCGGUCUACAUGGGAGAAGUUACGCCCGCGAGGAUUCGUGGGACCGUGAUGUCGUUUUGGCAAAUGAACUAUUCCGUCGGAGCUUUCAUCGGUUUCUGGGCCAAUUAUGCCUGCGGCAAAAACGAAGAGAAGCUUGGGAACUGGAGUUGGAGAAUCGUGGUUAUCCUACAACUCGUCAUCCCAGUCUUCAUCUGCCUCAACCUCCCCUUCAUGCCAGAGAGUCCUCGAUGGUGUAUUCAGAAAGGUAACCAAUUCGAACGCGCCGAAAAUAUUCUUCGAACCAUCCGAGAGACCGAGGAAGAGGUGCAGGCAGAGAUGCUUAGCAUCCGCGAGGCCAUCGAGUUCGAAAAAGAAGUCAUUGCCGAGAAUUCAUACUUGACAUUGUGGAAGGACAAGUCGGUCAGAAAGCGCCUCAUCAUCGUUGGGCUGCUCAAUGUUGGCCAGCAGCUCACUGGACAGUCAACCCUUGCCCAGUACUCGUCAACCAUCUACAAGAAGGUCUGGACUUCGGCUAGCACGAUCAACCUCAUCAAUGCUAUCAACGCAACGUUUUCUAUCAUCUUCACGCUCAACGCGACCUGGAUGGCUGAUCGAUUUGGUCGAAGAUUCUUGCUUAUCGCUGGAGCAAUUGGCAUGUCGGCUGCCAUGAUGAUUGUGCCCAUCGUCGGCUUGGAAACACCAAAUACCCCAGAAGGUGGAAAGUCGGAACCAGUCGGUAUCGCCAUUGUCGCCAUGCUUUUUGUCUUUAUCUUCUUCUACAAACCGUCGUGGGGAGCAGCAGUCUGGAUUGUCUCUGCAGAGGUAUUUUCCAUGAACGUGCGAAUGCAGGCCGUGGGCAUGUGUGUCCAAAUGCAAAAUAUCGCUGGGAGCAUUUUUAACCAGUUCUUCCCCACGUUCUAUGCUAACUGCGGCUUGAAAUCCUUCUUCUUCUUCAUGUCUUGCAAUAUCACGCUGGCCCUUUAUGCUUGGUGGUUUCUACCGGAGACGAAGAAGGUUUCGCUGGAGGAGAUGGAUGUUCUUUUCGGCGGAGCUAAUCACACGGAGAAAGGAAGUGAAUUGCUUGACGUUCAAGUCAAGUCUACUGAAGUUAUACACCAGGAGACCAAAAAUUCAGAUUUGGUCUGA
This is a messenger RNA of Ilyonectria robusta, 1503 nucleotides long. RefSeq names its product sugar transporter. Bases 1 to 1503 code for a protein of 500 amino acids. Gene Ontology annotation, molecular function: carbohydrate:proton symporter activity. NCBI's taxonomy places the organism in Eukaryota, Fungi, Ascomycota, Sordariomycetes, Hypocreales, Nectriaceae. Gene Ontology annotation, cellular component: membrane. The transcript has 7 exons. The record is from RefSeq and is a predicted model, not a curated record. Gene Ontology annotation, biological process: transmembrane transport; carbohydrate transport.